This is a messenger RNA of Solanum dulcamara, 686 nucleotides long. Its product is annotated as histone H2A.1. NCBI's taxonomy places the organism in Eukaryota, Viridiplantae, Streptophyta, Magnoliopsida, Solanales, Solanaceae. Gene Ontology annotation, cellular component: nucleosome. Gene Ontology annotation, molecular function: DNA binding; structural constituent of chromatin; protein heterodimerization activity. The transcript has 2 exons. The record is from RefSeq and is a predicted model, not a curated record. Bases 90 to 530 code for a protein of 146 amino acids.
UUUCUUUCAUCAGCAAUUCAAAUCUCAAUCGAAAUACUCAAAGCUUCUUCUUCUCUUUAAGCUUUUUAUUCACACAGAAAUUCAGAGCAAUGGAUGCUACUAAGACAACCAAAGGUGCCGGAGGAAGAAAGGGUGGCCCAAGGAAGAAGUCUGUAACCAAAUCAAUCAAAGCUGGUCUUCAGUUUCCUGUUGGUCGUAUUGCUCGUUUCUUGAAGAAGGGUCGUUAUGCCCAGCGUGUAGGAUCUGGUGCUCCAAUUUAUCUAGCUGCUGUUCUUGAAUACCUUGCUGCCGAGGUGUUGGAGUUGGCUGGAAAUGCGGCAAGAGAUAACAAGAAGACCAGAAUCAUUCCUAGGCAUGUGCUUUUGGCAGUGAGGAACGAUGAAGAGCUGGGAAAAUUGUUGGCUGGUGUUACCAUUGCAAGUGGAGGUGUUCUUCCUAACAUUAACCCAGUUCUGUUGCCUAAGAAAUCUACAGCUUCCGAGGAGAAGGCAUCUACACCCAGGGCAACAAAGUCACCAAAGAAGGCAUAAGGCUAUCGUUUAGAAGUUUAAUCGCUCGGUUAAAUAUGCACCAAUCUUUUGUCUAGUUUAUCGGUACUUCUGGUAGUAGGACGUAGAUUUCUGUUAUGCUUUGAAAACUUUGGUGUAAUGUGCUUGGAAAUAUAAUAGAAAAUAUCUCUUUUUCUA